AACAUUCUGGCUUUAAAUCCCCGAAAACAGACACAUGCAACUCUUCAUUCAACUGCAGCAAAGAAACAAGUCAAGAAGCAAUGGAAAAGGAAUUCUGACAAAAGCUGUUCAAACUGUGAGAAACUAGAAAAUAAUUUUGAUGACAUCAAGCACACGACUCUUAGUGAGCGAGGAGCACUUCGAGAAGCAAUGAG
Fulmarus glacialis (Northern fulmar) is the source of this 194-nucleotide messenger RNA. RefSeq names its product dihydropyrimidine dehydrogenase [NADP(+)]-like. NCBI's taxonomy places the organism in Eukaryota, Metazoa, Chordata, Aves, Procellariiformes, Procellariidae. Gene Ontology annotation, molecular function: iron-sulfur cluster binding; NADP binding; dihydropyrimidine dehydrogenase (NADP+) activity. The record is from RefSeq and is a predicted model, not a curated record. The transcript has 2 exons. Gene Ontology annotation, biological process: thymine catabolic process; uracil catabolic process. Gene Ontology annotation, cellular component: cytosol. The annotation marks the transcript as partial.